Molecule: messenger RNA, 3678 nt
Organism: Larimichthys crocea (large yellow croaker)
Lineage: Eukaryota; Metazoa; Chordata; Actinopteri; Sciaenidae
Gene: baiap2l1a
Product: BAR/IMD domain containing adaptor protein 2 like 1a
Exons: 15
Coding region: 247-1695 (482 amino acids)
Biological process (GO): actin crosslink formation; actin filament bundle assembly; positive regulation of actin filament polymerization
Cellular component (GO): nucleoplasm; cytosol
Molecular function (GO): protein binding
Source: RefSeq, a predicted model, not a curated record
CUCUCGGUGCCUCCGUCAGUCAGUCAGUCAGUCAGUGCGUGCGCCGCCGUCUGCUGAGCGUGUCCCUGGCCACAUGCGCGGAGUGAAGGUGCAGACAAGGAGCAGGACCGCCUGUUGGAUUUGUUAUUAGGAGCGAGUGAACACCUGGAUUACACCGUCAAACACAAUCUUUCAUUUUUAUUUUUUAUUCCUUUUUUUUUUUUUUUUUUUUCUCGGACUCCUGGGCUUGAGAAACCACCUGCCAUCAUGUCUCGGACUCCAGAGGAUGUGAGCAAGCUCACAGAAAGUACAUACAAGGUUGUGAUGGAUCAGUUGAAUCCAGGCCUCAGGAACCUGGUCAACCUCGGGAAGAGCUACGAGAAAUCCGUUACAGCGAUGACUCUUGCCGGAAAGGCCUAUUUUGAUGCAGUUUCCAAGGUUGGAGAGAACGCUAUGGUGUCUCCGGUCUCCAGAGAGCUCGGUGUCGUUCUGAUGGAGAUCGCAGAGGCCCACAAGAAAGUCAGUAACGAACUGGAAGAGAAUUUCAAGAGGUUCCACAGAGAGGUUAUUAUCGAGCUGGAGAAAAAGACAGAUAUGGAUGUCAAAUACAUGAACGCUACGUUCAAGCGCUAUCAGUCAGAGCACAAGCUCAAGCAGGACUCCCUGGAGCGCUCACAGACGGACCUGAAGAAGCUCCGGAGGAAAAGCCAAGGAAAGCAUUCGUCCAAAUAUGACAUCAAAGAGAACGAGUAUAUGGAGACCAUCACGUCGCGUCAGAUGGACAUGCAGAAGUUCAUCGCUGACGGCUGCAGAGAGGCCUUACUGGAAGAAAAGAGACGCUUCUGUUUCCUGGCGGACAAACACUGCAUGUUCUCCUAUCAAAUUAGCAACUUCCACGAGAAAGCCAAAGAGACGCUGUCCAUGAAGCUCCCCAGCUGGCAGGAAAAGUGCAGCGACAUCACCAAGGUGCCGGACACGGUGAAAACCAUGAUAGAUCGACUUUCCACCACACCAGAACAAUCACCGCAGGUUGAGCGCUACAGCAAGGGCAAGGUGGAGUCAAUGGUGCCGCCACCUGCACCUCCACUAAAGGCACAGACCAGUCCGCUAGCCUACAUGUUCAACCCAGAGCCCAUAUCUCCGGUCACCUCCUCUUCAGACCACCACUCAGACCCGGGCAGUAUCGGAGAGGGAAGUCUGUCCCGGUCGACAUCCCAAUCGUCCGGUCUCAAUAUGAGCAGGAAGCCUCGGGUUAAGACCAUCUUUCCCCACACGGCGGGCAACAACCACACACUCCUCAGCUUUGACGAUGGCGACAUCAUCACCCUGCUCAUCCAAGAAGAGAAGGACGGCUGGUUGUACGGAGAGCUGGAGAAGACACAGCAGCGGGGCUGGUUUCCCUCAUCUUACUGCAGACCUUAUACUGAUCCAGUGAUAUCUAUCAGCAGCAAUCAAGGCACGCCGGUGCGUUGUCUGAGCGAGGUCAGUCUGCCGGAGCAGGAGGAAGAUGAGCCGGUGUUGCUGCCGCCACCAGACUACAGCGACGACGCCCCCUCUGACUCAAUGGUCCCCUCAACUCCCUCACCACAGAACAUGGCGAUAAGAUUAUCGUCAUCCUCAGCAGGUUUCUUUAGUCAAUGGGACUGCAAAGGCUCCCUUUCUAGGAGGAGGGAAUCCGUUUGCCACAGUGAAGCUGAGACCAACUGUCACGAAUGACAGAUCAGCGCCAGUCAUCUAACACCGGGGAGGAGGAUUUUCACCGCUGUCAUGCCUUUAGGGGAAUCAUGUAACAUGGGACCCCUACUACACACUGGAUAUCACCCUAACCUGACAUCUCACCAGCCUGCAUGCUAGUCUCUCUCAGUACCAGUCUGCUCUAUUAAAGGCAUCCAUCGUUUUGUGCAUUUUACAUUAGCCUCAACAGGAACACAUUGCUCAAUCAACACAUGGAGAAGCAGGAAAGUUUUGUUGUACAAAGAAAAUAUUUUAUGUUAAAGUCAGUGUUAUAGUAAUUAUUCACCCCAAAAUGAAAACGUAGACUUUGGGCAAUCACUGAAAGUUGUAAUCAAAUUGACAAAUACAUUGCAUUUCCUGUGGCUGCUUCACAAUAAAAGCCACAUUCAUGUUUUAGCAGUACAGCUGUGCCUUUAAUGUGAAGCAGUGGCAGUAGGAAAUCUUUGGUUUGCAUUUGCUGUAACUUGCAGUUCUGAUAAAGUGUAAAGACAGUAAAAAACAGCGAGGCUGAUAUCUAUGAGAAAAAAUUGUGGUGAAGUACAUGCAUGCAUCAUUUCUUGUAAAUCCCUCGUACACAGGUAUGCAAUCGGAAUCCAGUGCAGGAGUGGCGGACUCCGCCCCGUUAGUGAAUGUAAAUUCAUUGAACUGCUACUGCCAAAAAAUGCAUACCAUAAAUACUGUGGCGGCAAAAAUCUUAAAUUAUAAGGAAUUAAACUUACAGGAAAUAAUUAACACUAGCAAAGAUUUUCAUCUCAGCAGUCUUUCAAAGUACUGAAAGCAACUUUCUUUAACUUUUUUUCGACUUUCCAGCUUCUCUAAAUGUCCUCAAAACCACAAUCCAAGAGUUAAACAAUUUCAAAGUUACAGGGAGUUUUGAGAAAUUUAAGGCAUUCAUGCUGUACUGUACUGUAGUGUAAUGUACUGUUUGAUCUAAGAUGUAAACUACCUUGGCAUUGUAAUACAAGGCUGAGAUAAAGCCAUUGGGGCUUAUUGUGUGUGGUCACAAGAAUACCAAUGGAGUUUCUGAUGAAAUGCUGACAAAGAGAUAAAACCUGAAUCUUCUUUUUGGGGUGAACUGUUCCUUUAAAAUAGUUUCUGUAAGAGUCACAGGCAGUCACAGUGUCAAAGUGCAGUGUUUGAAUACAGAAUGAAGAGAUAUGGAUGUAAAAAACAUUAAAAAAAAAAACAAGAGUGACUUGAUGGUUAUGAAAAAGACCAGCACACAGGCUGUCUUCCUGACUUGCCAAAAAAACAUAUUGUUAUUUCUAUUUUUAUUAAUUAUUUUUGUCUUUCUUGAUAUACAAAGGUUGUGAGAAUGACGGGAGAGUGAAGUGUUAGGGGGAAACCGGGUUUGUUGUUUGAGUGAAGGCAAAGCAACAUGUCACCGUUUAAAAUGAGACGGCUAUUUAUAUACAAUAAGUUUGUAUGCGAUAUUUAAGUAAAAUGUGUGUACAGAAGUCCAUUCUGUGAAGGGGCCCCUUUAAAUACAAUAGCCACUGUGCUCAUGAUCCCAUGCUGAUUUUGAUUUGGAUGCCGGUUUGUAUUUUAAACGGGCAAAUUUACCUUUUUUGAUGAAGGGAAUGUUUUUCACUGGUUUCACUGUUGUUUCAUGUAAAUUCUGUGUACAAUGCACAGUUUAUGCAAAGUAAAAAUGUACCUUUACUGGUAGACAUUUUGAUUGUAUGAAUAAAGUGGGUCAUUGUUUGAAAUCGACAGAGUGUUAACUGUUUUGUGAGGUUGUUGUUGUUGUUUUUUUUGCCAUAUAUUGCCUUUACAGAAUGUAAACGUAUGGUGAGAAACUGAUUGAUGAAACCAUUUUUUGAUCCCCAUAGACCCACUGAUGUUAAGUGUGUAAGUUAACCCAUCAUACUGACAUAGUUAUUGCCUCAUGCUUUCUUCAGAGUACCUUGCCACUGUGUUGACUAAUGUAGUCUUUUUUUUCUCAAUAAAACAAGAUAAAGUGCA